UGAAGGACAGAGGGAGCUAACCUGGGAUUCGCCCUCCCCAGUGAGCCUGUUUGGAGGUCGGGCUCUCUUUUGGCUGCCUGCAUGGCUGUCACCCAGGAUUAAGAGCUGUCGACAUCCCGGGGCUGCGGCGGGGGCUGCCAGCAGCUUGGAUGAGGACUGCAAAGGACGCCUCAGAACGGUGUGGGCAAGGACUUCUGGGAAGAUCAUGAAAAAAUAAAGUAUGGCUAAUGGACCCGAGUCCCGCUCUCUUCCCUUUUGGCAGUCGUUCAUGGUAACUCAAAGUCUCCCUGGCGUAUUUGAGUUUCCUCCCUGGUGAGCAGUUGAGCUCAGUGCCAUCCACAAGUGCAGAGCGCUUCGAAGGAGCCCGCUGAAGGCAUGGCAGCAAGACCCUGAGUCACAGCAGAGCUCGUCACCAUCCACCGGCCUCCAACCCUCCUUGGAGCAGCUGCCAGAGGGGCUGAACUUUGGUGUUUCCUGCUGUGCUGCCCGAGACCCUUUCUGUGUUAGCAAAGGCUGAUGGAAACCUGCGUGUAGGUGGCUCCGUGUCCGAGCGAGACGCUCUCCUGGCGUUGGUCCCUGCCAUCCCCGCUGCCUCCCCACGCACCAGAUGUGCCAGCACCUCCAAAGAGCUUCCCUCCCUCCCUGCGGGUGCUCUCUCUCCAGGAAAAAAUGGUGGACCUGGAAACCAGCUGGAGAUUGCGAAGUCUCCUUUCCCUCGAGGUUGCUGGUCAGCGGUCAUCUCCCACCACACCCAAGGGAACUAGAAGAGCUCCAUGCUGACUUCUGAAAGGUUUGUUUCACUAUGGGAGAUCAAAUUAUUUUCUGGCUCAGGUUUUGUGAAGUUCGGCAUCUGCCUUGGACCUGCAGUUUGGAAAAGGGAUCAUCUCUGAGGCACGGUUAAGAGACGGAAAAACCAGUCCCAGACGAUGAGCACUUUAAGUAGCACUGGAAUAUUACUCAGCUUAACGACAGUGUCUGUUACGCUGGAUUUUAGUUUGCAUGGUGGUCUGAUGGCUUGGUCCUUAAGCAGCAAUUUGACUCUGAAUCAGAGUUUGCCUACAUCUGAUCCUCUGAAUGCCUCUGAGAAGGGUGAAGUCUCUCGGAUGUCCGUGAGGGAGAAGAACUGGCCGGCCCUCCUGAUCUUGGUUGUCAUCCUGCUGACUAUCGGGGGAAACAUAUUGGUAAUUAUGGCUGUGUCCUUGGAGAAGAAGUUGCAGAAUGCCACAAACUUCUUCCUGAUGUCCUUGGCGGUGGCAGACAUGCUGGUGGGUAUCCUGGUCAUGCCCGUGUCCCUCAUUGCAGUCCUGUACGAUUAUGCUUGGCCUUUGCCUAAACAGUUGUGCCCUAUAUGGAUUUCCCUAGAUGUGCUCUUUUCAACUGCAUCUAUUAUGCAUCUCUGUGCCAUCUCUCUUGAUCGGUAUGUAGCAAUACGCAAUCCCAUUGAGCACAGCCGCUUCAAUUCCCGCACCAAGGCUAUUAUGAAAAUUGCUGCAGUUUGGACCAUAUCCAUAGGGAUAUCUAUGCCCAUUCCGGUCAUUGGUUUGCAGGAUGACUCCAGGGUGUUUGUAAAUGGGACCUGCGUCCUCAACGAUGAGAACUUUGUCCUCAUUGGAUCCUUCAUGGCGUUCUUCAUCCCUCUCAUCAUCAUGGUGAUCACCUAUUGUCUGACCGUCCAGGUGCUGCAGAGACAGGCAACAGUCUUCAUGUGUGGAGAGGUGCCCAAGCAGAGGAGGAGCAGCGUAAACUGCCUCAAGAAGGAGAACAACACAGAGAACGUUUCAAUGCUUCACAAUCACGAGGGGGCAUCUCACUUGAACUCUCCUGUAAAUAAGGAGGCAGUGCUUUUUCGGAAAGGAACUAUGCAGUCCAUCAACAACGAGCGAAGAGCCUCUAAGGUCCUGGGCAUCGUCUUCUUUUUGUUCCUCAUCAUGUGGUGCCCGUUUUUCAUCACUAACGUCAUGUCUGUCCUUUGCAAGGAAGCCUGCGAUAAAGACCUCUUGAGUGAACUCCUUGACGUGUUUGUUUGGGUGGGGUACGUUUGCUCUGGGGUCAAUCCCCUCGUAUACACACUCUUCAAUAAAACCUACCGCAGGGCUUUUUCCAAUUACAUCCGUUGCCAAUACAAGACCGGUAAAAAAUCAGCGCUGAGGCAGAAUCAGUGUCUGAAUGUCACUUCAACAGCUUUAUAUGGGAAAGACCUGACUUUAACUAGUUACCGAAAUGGCAACGAAUUCAAUAGCAUGGAACUAGAUGAAGUUGAGGAGGGCCUUGAAAUGCAACCAGGGACUUCAGAGCUCUCCAUAAACAGCUGUAAUGUUGUAAGCGAAAGAGUGAGCUGUGUGUAAAGGUGGCUCACAGAGCCUUUUGCUACGGUGUUAUCUGUAGCCAAAAUAUAUUGUGUAAAAAUGUAAGUGUUGGUCAAAGGACAAUGUAAAUAUUGCAUUCUGAACAAAGCUUUUUUUUUUUUUUUUAAAGAAAAAGAAAAGAGUUAUCUUUCCAGUCCAGUACUUAAAAUCAUAUAUAUUAAUAUACUGCAGUGAAGUUUAAGGUUCUAUAUUUACUGUUAAUACUAGAUCAGAACUAUUAGUUACUUUGCAUAUGUCAUGGACAAAAUGUUUGAAUUCUUCUUCCAGUGCAUGAACAAAAAUGCUGAAUAUUUAUCUCAGGUGGCAUUUGCUGGAGUCCAGAAUGGCACGUUAAUAGUUAUAUAUCAAAUACAUGCUAUUAGACUUGGUCAGUAUAAUUUUCUUUUUCAAGUUGACAGUAAAUAUAUACUUUAAAUCCUCA
Calidris pugnax (ruff) is the source of this 2787-nucleotide messenger RNA. RefSeq names its product 5-hydroxytryptamine (serotonin) receptor 2C, G protein-coupled (gene HTR2C). Gene Ontology annotation, biological process: G protein-coupled receptor signaling pathway, coupled to cyclic nucleotide second messenger; chemical synaptic transmission. Gene Ontology annotation, molecular function: neurotransmitter receptor activity; G protein-coupled serotonin receptor activity. The transcript is spliced from 5 exons. NCBI's taxonomy places the organism in Eukaryota, Metazoa, Chordata, Aves, Charadriiformes, Scolopacidae. Gene Ontology annotation, cellular component: plasma membrane; dendrite. The record is from RefSeq and is a predicted model, not a curated record. Bases 927 to 2345 code for a protein of 472 amino acids.